AUGAGCGUCCCAGGCCGACCAGAUGGUGGCAGAUCCGCGCCCCGCUCCUCCGAGGCCUGGCCGGGGCCCGGGGCUUUGUCCGGUCCCGGGCAGCCGACCCCGAGUCUGCUCCUGCGGUCGGCGGAGCGCUACCAGAGAACCCCGAAGUGCGCUCGCUGCAGGAACCACGGGGUGGUGUCGGCGCUCAAGGGCCACAAGCGUUACUGCCGGUGGCGGGAUUGCGUGUGCGCCAAGUGCACCCUCAUUGCUGAGCGACAGCGCGUGAUGGCCGCCCAGGUGGCCCUUCGCCGCCAACAGGCCCAGGAGGAGAACGAGGCUCGGGAGCUGGGGCUGCUCUACGGGUGUCACGAAGGCCUACUGGCCAUGCACCGGGCCGGGUUCACUUUCUCGGCCGCCAUGGCCCACAUGUUAGGCGGGAGGAGGCCACAGGGAGAAGCGGCCUCCGCAACAGCCUCCUCGACGGUGCCACCAGAAGAAAGACGAGAAGACGGUAAUUUACAGACCGUAGCAGAUUGGAAAAGAUCUCGUUUGUCUCCCACCGAGACUUCCGGCAGUCCCAAGAGCUCCCGGCGCAGGCCCGACGGCGAGGAAGCUACCACCGACUCCGAACCUUACGAAGACGACGACCGAGCAUCGAAAGAGCCAGAAUCCUCAUCUCCGCCACCACCCGCUACAGACAUCCGAAAACCAGAAUGGCCACCACAAGAACCUCUCGACCUCCACCACCGGAACGGAGCACCCUCUCCAGAAGGCAGCCCGACUCCCACAGGUACCGACCUUCGAAAUUUUGAUCUCCACAAGAAGAAAUCGCCCAUCGACAUCUUAGCCAGAGUCUUUCCGAGGGAAAACAGAAGCAUCCUCAAUGUUGUCCUGCAAAGAAAUGGAGGGGAUGUCCUCCAGGCCAUCGAUGAUCUCCUCAGUACCAAAGAACCAGAUGCAGAGAAGACAGUCACCGAGACGUCGUCUGAUGCGGCCAGUCCCAGCGCUUCGCCACUGUCUCGGAUACCAAGUCCCCGACAACCCAACAGCCUGGGUGAGCCCGCUCCGCCUAUGGCAGGAUUUUCAAGCCCCCACAAUUUCUUCUCGUCAGCACCAGCAUCUACGAUAGCAAUGGGGGCAUUACCCUUCCGGCGACCUUACUCGUCAAGUCCCGGCUCAAGAGGAUUGUUGGCAGUCCCAACGUAUUCCGGAUUUUUUCCUGGAAUCACACCGACAUUCACUCCUGGAUAUCCCAACUUUUUCGGGACAACUUUGACGAAUACCACGUCUACGACGCCAGAAGAUAAUAAGAAGAAAGUUGGGGAUUGUUGGCCAGCUUGUGGUAACCCAUCACCACAGGAUCUUUCGUCGCCUGAUACCAAAAGUCCCAAUGGCUACACAGACUGAUUUGACUCAUUCUAAGAGUUUUCAUUUCUAUAACUCUCGAAAUGAAUACAGACUGAACAGAUUAAAUUCGGAGGACUUUUUUUUAACACGUUAAACUCCAGUGGCUUCUUAGACUGAAAUGACUUAUUCAAAAGACUUGAGUGAUAAUAAAAAGACCAUAUAAGUACACAUACUUAAGAUUGUAUACAAAAACUUUGACAAGCAUACAAUUUCAGUGAUGUAAGGUUUUAACUCUGGAAUGAAUACGUCACAAUUACAAUUCUUUAAUAGAAAUAUUUUGAUUCCUGCUUUGAAAUUAAUCCAUUUUGAACAUGUUGGUAUGUUUUAUGACUACAAGAAUUAUAAAAAAAAAACAAUUUUUAUUUAAUAGUACAUACAAGACUUAGAUAAAUCCUGUUCUCAAUAAAUUUUAGCAGUUUGUUAUUUGC
Molecule: messenger RNA, 1814 nt
Organism: Argiope bruennichi
Lineage: Eukaryota; Metazoa; Arthropoda; Arachnida; Araneae; Araneidae
Product: doublesex- and mab-3-related transcription factor A2-like
Exons: 3
Coding region: 1-1386 (461 amino acids)
Biological process (GO): sex differentiation; regulation of transcription by RNA polymerase II
Cellular component (GO): nucleus
Molecular function (GO): protein binding; DNA-binding transcription factor activity, RNA polymerase II-specific; RNA polymerase II cis-regulatory region sequence-specific DNA binding
Source: RefSeq, a predicted model, not a curated record